AGGAAGCUGAGCUGCUCUUGCUUCGCUUUCCGUGGGGCAGCUCCAAAUUCGACCUCAUUAACUCAGGAGAGACCCGAAAAUGACCCCCCAAACCCCCCCUGAGCCCCCCAAAUGCUGCUGCUUCAACAUCAAGACAGCGACGGCGACCCUGGGGAUCUUCCACAUGGUCAUGAGCGUCCUGCUGCUGAUCGAGUAUUCCCUGGAGGUGGCCAACGGGAAGGGCUUCUGCAAAGACCUGGACAAGGAUUCCUACAGAAUUGCUGAUGUCACCACCAGUUUCCUGCUGAUCCUCAUGUUGUUUGUCAUCAGCCUGCACCUCCUGCUCGGGGUGCUCAAGGAGAGGGAGCGGCUCCUGAUCCCCUUCCUGGCUCUGCAAGUCAUUGAUUUCCUCCUCAGCCUCCUGACCAUGUUCAGCUCCUACAUCCAGGUGCCCGUGAUCAUCUCCGUGUCCUCCCUGGGCCACACGCAGGGCCACUCCAGGAUUCCCCUGCUGGCGCUGCAGCUGCUGGAUUUCUGCCUGAGCAUCCUCACCCUCUGCAGCUCCUACAUGGAGGUGCCCACCUACCUCAGCCUCAAGCCCGGGGACAGCAGGGGCUCUGUGCCAGCCCUGGAGUCGCUGCCAGCAGAGGAAUACGCCAAAGUGAUGAUCACCUUCACCAUCGCCUUCGUGGCCGUGCUCGUCCUCAAGGCCUACAUGUUCCAGUGUGUCCUGAGCUGCUUUAAGUACAUCAAAGCCAGCAGGAGGGAGGAGGUGAAGGCAGAGACACCGGCAGUGGAAAAGGCCGUGCUGCCGUCCUAUGAAGAAGCCCUGGAAUUGCCUUCCAAGGAUUCCCUCCCUCCCUACGUGUCCAUCUGAGCCCAGCCCAGGGGAGAGGCGGCACUGGCUGCUGCUGCUGUGCCUCUCCCCUCCUGGCAGAGCCCAUUCCCUGCUCCAGAGCACUUCCCAGCUUUUUCCAGAUCCUUCCAGGGAACUGCCGGGCUCUUGUCCCGCUCUGGCAUCUCCAUUUCCCGUCUCUGGUUCCCAGCCCUGGGAGCUGGGAUUUGGCUGCUGAGGGUGCUGAGGGUGAGGAGGGUGAGGAGGAUGAUGAGGGUGAGGAGGGUGCUGAGGGUGCUGAGGAUGAUGAGGGUGAGGAGGAUGCUGAGGGUGCUGAGGAUGAUGAGGGUGCUGAGAGUGCUGAGGGAGCUGAGGAGCUGAGGAUCUGAGAGUGCUGAGGAUGCUGAGGAAGGUGCUGAGGAUGCUGAGGGUGCUGAGGAAGGUGCUGAGGAUGCUGAGGGUGCUGAGGGUGCUGAGGAAGGUGCUGAGGAUGCUGAGGAUGAUGAGGAUGCUGAGGAAGGUGCUGAGGGUGCUGAGCCCUGCCAGCUCCGCUCGGUGCCUCCAGGAUCCUUCUCCUCUGGCUCAGCCCUUUAGGAAUUGGGAUUAAGGGAUGAGCAGGGAAGGAAUUUUCCCUGGGAUAAGCGAGCCCUGCAGCUCCCACAGCCAGAAUUCCUAGAGAAAAGGGAUCAGCCAAACCCCCCCAGGAACUGCAGCUCUCCCCCUGUCUGCUUGUGGUGAUUGACAGAGACCCAGAAUAUCCAGCCCAGCGUUGCUCUGCAGUUUCAUACCCGAGUGGGUGCGUUUUUCUGUGCUUCUGUGGGACUUGGAAGACGAGUUUCAAUUAAAAUAAAAACCUUAAUGGCUUCCAAACUGUGAGUCUGGUUUCU
This is a messenger RNA of Poecile atricapillus (Black-capped chickadee), 1701 nucleotides long. RefSeq names its product lysosomal protein transmembrane 5 (gene LAPTM5). Gene Ontology annotation, cellular component: lysosomal membrane. Bases 80 to 856 code for a protein of 258 amino acids. The transcript is spliced from 10 exons. The record is from RefSeq and is a predicted model, not a curated record. NCBI's taxonomy places the organism in Eukaryota, Metazoa, Chordata, Aves, Passeriformes, Paridae.